AAGAAGAGGGGCGGUGCUUGAAUUGUGACGUCAGAGCGGGCAGUACCUCAGACAGCCUGAACAGAGCUCGAGCGGCGCCAUGCAGCACCGUCCGACCGACAGCUAAGACGCAGAAAUGCCUCCCGGAGACCUCAACCCAGCCCGAAAUGCUCGCCCCGGGUUUCCUCUCUUCGCGUUUUCUCACUGAUACAAGAUGUGAAGCGACAGUUAGAGGGAUAAAAUGGCGGAGUUUUGAGUCUGACUUUUCCGUCUCGCGCGGUGUAGCGUGGCAGAGGCAGUGGAUCGUUUCCAAAGUUGUCGGUUAGCAGGGGCGCGUGUGAAGGAUCGGAAUUAAAGGCGCAGCGCACCUCCAACAUGGAGAAGCAGCAGCAGAGCGACCUGGAGAGGGACCGGCAGUACUGUGAACUUUGUGGGAGAAUGGAGAACCUCCUCAAGUGUGGCCGGUGCCGGAGCUCCUUCUACUGCAGCAAGGAGCACCAGAAACAGCACUGGAAGGAGCACAAGCUCAUCUGUAAGGAGGCGGACAAGGCGCAGCACCAGAAACACAAACAACCCGAGCAAGCCGCGCCGUCCACGGACAACAAGGCACCGGAGAAACCCCGGGGGAAGAUCAGCUCCGAGCAGGCGGACAGCGCGGCUUCACCACCCGCGGACUCGAACGCAGAAGCCGGGGACAAACCGGGAGAGGACGGCUCCAACGACACCGCCGCCACACCUAACGGACAAACGAGCUCGUCCCCACAGAAACUCGCCACGGAGUACAUCGUCCCGAGCAUGAACAAACACGGCAUCUGCGUGGUGGACAACUUUUUAGGAGCAGAGACCGGGCUGGGCGUCCUGGAGAAUGUCAAAGCUCUGCACAAAACCGGAAAGUUCACGGAUGGACAGCUGGUGAGUCAAAAAAGCGACUCCACCAAAGACAUCCGAGGGGACAAAAUCACGUGGAUAGAGGGGAGGGAGUCCGGCUGUGAGAAGAUCCGCUUUCUAAUGAGUCGUAUGGACGACCUGAUUAGACAUUGUAAUGGCAAACUGGGAAACUACACGAUAAAUGGAAGGACGAAAGUAAGUAUGCAGCAGGUGGGAGCGCUGAACCAACACACUCUAGAGUCUCUUACACCUAAAAAGUUCCUGGGUUCAAGGGCUUAUUUCUCCUGUUUUAGGAGGGAAAAGUUCACCAAGGGGUCAGAGCAUUGCUGUAUGGAGGCCGAGAACCGCCACUGCUGCAAAUAAAAAAAAGGAUGAAAAAAAAGAAGUCACAACGAAAGUUACCGAUCCAAAAAGAAAAGAAACUGAAGCCUGCUGUAAAUAAAAAAAAGCCACAAUGGAAAUUAAUGACGCAAAUAAAAGUGGCGAUGCAAAAGGAAAAAAAAGUUACCGCAUAAAUAAAAGGAUGCAAUAAAAAGAAGUCACCAUGGAUUUAUCUGCACUGUUUCUUUUUUUAUUUGCAGUGGGCUUCUGUUUCCCACCAGUUUCAUUCUGUUGCGACCUCUUUUCUUUUUUUUGCUUUCUUUUUUUAUUUCCAGCAGUGGCGGUUCUCGGCCACCAUAUCACUGCUCCCCCUGAAUUGCACCUGCAAGACCACAUGAUGGGUGGCUGUGGCUUCAUUAAGAGAGUCUGACAGCAGUUAUCCUGCACAUAUCUCCAUUAACUCUGUCAUCAACACAAGCUUUUCUGAGAAGCAUCGAUUUCAGCAGAGUUAGAAACAUGAUAAUAAUGAAAAAUAAGAACAGACUUAAAAUAUACACAAAUAUAAAGUCUUUUUAGCUUAAAUUUUAACAUGACAGGUGUGAGAAUAACUAGAUAACUCAAAAUAUCAUGUUACAAGGUAUUUAAUAAGUGGCAUUAACGAUUCGGGAUGGUAAUCGUGAUCGUUUUAUAUAUGCAAAAUCGAUACUGGCACUUCCAGAUUGAGGUGUGGUUACUGCCCUCCAAUAUUUGUGGGAAAAUAAUGAUAUGGAAAUAUGCUGUAAGGCUAAACUUGUUUGUGCAGCGCAAAAUUUAGCAAGAUUCAUGCAUGUCAACUGAGAGCUUUACUUGCCACGAGUGAUUUUCAUCCUUAUUUUGAGCGUGAUUUUUACUCUGAUACUUCUGUUUUUGUAGCAUUUGGCAUUGUAAGCUUUUGUGCACAACACACUUUCUAAUGCAAGACACAAAGCGCUGAUUUAGACCCUGUCCCUAAGCAGUUAUGAUCAAAAAUUGGACCCUUCAGUUUAGAUCAAAAAUUUCAAAGUAAAAACUAGACUUUAGUAUUGUAAAUCAAAAUUAAUAACGAGUUAAUGAGGAGUAAGUGAAAGUAAAUAAGACAGGACUGAAGUUCUUAGAAGGCAGCAGGAAAUUAACGACUUCUUUCAGUUUCUUUGUCCUGUUUGCAAACUGGACCAGAUGUAGUCAAAGCUGCAACAAACAGUCAUAUCUGUCGUUAAUUAGUUACCAAAUAUGACUAAUUGAAUAAUGGUGACACUUUGCCUUUUCAGUCUUUUUUAGUGAAAUAAACAGUAAAAAAAAACACUUUUGUAUGAGGAGGAUGACAAAAACUCACAAAUCUUCUUACUGAAUAAACUAGAAUCAGCAAUAAUUGAGCAUUUUGUGUUAGAAACCAACAAAAACUGUUUAAAUUACUCAAAUUAUAGGGACUGUUGUAAAUGAGAGCACAGGGUCUUUCAAUGGGGGUUAACUUUGCGGCAAAUCAAGCUUGAUUGUAAGUUUUAUACUUCUGUUUCUGCAGGAAUAUUUAAGAACAUGAUCACGUCGUUAGAGAGGGUGUCAGAGAUCUUCAAUCAGACCAAUAAAAAUCAAAGGAUCAAAUAAAACCAGUGAAAGCAGAAGUUAGACAUGAUAAAACUCUCACAAUAAGAAUGAAACAGUCAUGAUUCAUCCGUCUUAUAAAGUGCAGCCGAUAACUGAUAGACUCCGCUUUAACACUUGGACCCACAAAAGUGAGUCAGAACUUCCAUGAGUCAGAACUUUGCAUUAUUUCACGUCCCUAAGAUUUUGGUGCUUUUAACAAAAAAUAAGAUCAAAUCUUCUCCUGAAGUGUGUGAAACAGCAGGAGUGUGAGGCUGAUGAGUCAAGAACAAAACAUCCAGAGUUCGGGGCGAUUAUUUGUCUGCAGCUCUUGACGGUUAAAUCACUCUGUCAGCUCAACAGCGACUCAUAAAGCCGGGAGGAGCUCCUUAAUUAUGGCUUUACAGUUAUGACUCGGCAAGAAUGUAAAGCAAGGGCGUGCCAAGUGGAAUAAGUGAAUCAUUGUGUGAUAAAGGAAUUUAAGAUUAUGAAUAUAAGCACAUUUAUAGCCUGGUUUCUCCACAGAGCGCUGCAGAGUAAAGCCUCCUGGUUUCUUGAUCGGUGUUUCACGAACUUUGACACAGUCUGGAUGAGAUUUCGUGCAGCGUUUUCAGGCUGCAUCUGAAGAGACAGAAGAGGCAGAAAACACUGAAUCACUGAGAAACUAGAAGUCUGACAGGAUCGUUUAGUAACCCUGCAGUUUCAUUGACUUAUUCAUAAAUAAUCUUGAAUGUUUCAGCUCUGUAAGGCUGUAUUUUCUAAGGAACUUCUAUGUCUUGAACGAGAGCCCUGCACAUUAGUGUUUACAUGCAGCAUAAUGAGAGUGCGGUCCUCCUUUCUUGCUGCUCUAAUUUGCAGGUGCUGCAAUAAAUGCACACGGAGACGCCCUGAUCAUUUAUCGUAAUCAUGCACAUGAUGACACACCCGCAUUCUCGUGGUUUUCUGCAUCAUUCGUAGCUGCAGUUACCCCUGACCGUUUGUUGUCUUGUUUUCAGAGCGUGCAGAGCGUCGUCUCGUUUCUGCUUCAGUUCUCACUCAGCCUACGUUAGAUUAACGCGCCGUGUCCUGGCUCGGCUGUUAUGUUGCGUGUGACCUGCUGUGACUCGCCUUUUGACCUGAUGUGGUCGACAUGACCUUGUGACAGUGACUGACCGGGAGGGGUCGAUCCUCCCCCCACUCUUCCUGCUCCUCCCCCUUCUGGGGAAACGCCUGAUAGAUGAAAGUGGUGCAGACGUAGAGCUGAACAAUACGGUGGAAAUAUCUUUGUGUUGAUCAGAAUCUGUUCAUCAGGAUUGUUAAGUCAUGCUGCUGUUUCACACUUUGGUCACGUUAAACGCUGAAAGAGGCAGAAAUAUUAGUGUCUCCAAGUUCUUUUACAGACUCGAGGGAGAGGCUGCAAGCUGAGCUACCACUAACAGCUUUUUGAGGGGUUUUUUUAUUAUAAAAGGGACAUUUAUUCAAUGAGUUUUUACCUCUUUAAUUCAAACAAAUGUGGAGGAAAUGGUGUAAAAACAUUGAUAAAAGCUUGUUAUAGAUCGGUGGUUUCCCAGAGGGGCUGUGAGCUGAGCUGCAGCCGAGUCAGGGUUAGUUUUUCCCACAGUUGCAGUGUUGUGCAAAGUCAAACUCGGGUCACACAGAUUAAAAUGAACAAGUUUACAAUCAUAGUUAAUUUUUUAAGACUACAAGCAUAAUUUAUAACCCAGAAAACAAACAGGGUCAUCAUUUUAGCUGCACAGAGCCUCCUACGCUUCAGUUCCUCACCCUCAAAACACUAAACAGAUUAAUAAACUCUGUUAAAGAGUCAAACACAAAUAUUCAGUUUAAGAGCGGAGAAAAUCCCAUUAAAGCGUGUUUGGGCUGAAUAUUUGGCUCAGGGUUCUGACUUUAGCUUCUCAUUACAUGGAGAAAAUUCACCUUAUAAAAUACAAAGUGGAUGAAAAUUACAGGGUGAUGUUGAAGAAACAAACAAACAUAAAAAAGCCACACCUGUUAGACACCAAUUAAGCUUUCAGUCAGUUUAAAAGCUGUCCUGGUUUGCUCAUAAUAACACUCCUUUAAAUGGUAACAGGAGCCGGUCGAACCAGCACUGAUCACUCCAUCUGAUUAACUCGAGAGUGUCUGUGUGUGUGUGUGUGUCUGCAGCCUGGAGCCUCCCUCACGUUUGCUCGCAGCAUCCUGAACCGAAUGUCAUAAAUCUGAAACUCAGUCAUCAACAAUUCCAGCUGCUCUAGAAACAUUCGGGAUGUGAGGUUGGUUAUCGUCUCCAGAGUGAGCUUCAUUCACGAUCCCGUUCCUGAGCUGUUCAGUUCAUCUCCCAGCUCAUCACUGUCCUUGCAGGGAGUCGAAUCACUUGUGAACGUCUCAGUAUUUAAAAAUCAGACAGACUCAGCAGGGAUCAGAACUUCAGAAACUUUAUAACUAUUUAUUUUAAAGGCUGGAGAUGCAACAAUUACAGAUGUUGACGGUACGAUUAUACAGCAAGUGAUAAACACAGUUUCCCCACUAUGAGGAAUAUUAUGCAUUAAAUAAUUUGCAGUUUUGUUUUAAAUUUUAGUUGAAAUGCAAGAAAGAAAUUCAGAUAAUCUCUUUCACAGUGAUAAAAUUAAGUGAAUUAGAGGAAAUAAACCUCAUGGGACAGUCCUGGAAGUGGACGAGCUCCUGCUGUUGUCUUACUAACACCGUCAGUUUACUCGUAAACACACAGACGAGAGGAAGCUUGUUAAACUUGCUGCUGUGUUUCGUUUGUUUGCACUGAGAGCCUUAAUUUUGCUUUAAUCUGACAUGUUUAUAUCUAAAUCUUUUCUCUCUCGAUGUCUCAUCAAGUAACUCUGACUCCUAACUGGGUAACUUUUUAUUCAACUUUAAAUUAAAGUGAAAAACAACCAAAAAUAGUGAGUAUUGGAGUUAAACAUCUGCACACCUGCUGCCUUUGUCUUCACUAUAUUUACUUGAGGCUGUGUUGACUAAAACGCGUCCAAAAAUUAUCUCUAUUGACUUAACUUUAAUCCUCGUAUCGCCCUGCCUAAGCAAUAAAACCUUUUAAUGACUGUUUUUAUUGCAGAGAGGUGCUGAACUUGGUUAUUUUCCAAGCUUGAGGCAGAGUUUAAAUAUAAUCGUGAUAUUUUACUUUCUUUUUAAAGUAUCAGACUUCGAUCGCCUUCCUUUGGUGUGUGAAAACGUUUGAAAGUCCACACAGAAAUUACUGUGGUUUCCAGCUCAGAGUAAAGCCAUCACUCUUGCACAAUCUGUUAACCCAGUUUGCGUUAUAUAUUUUCCGCUCCCCCUUAUCAUGUCCAGUUAUCUCAGUGCGUGACAUUUCAGGGAUCGAGCAGCGUAAGAGCACACUUUGGACUGCAGCCCGGGGCCUGCUUCAGGUACUUGGUUCUCUGCUCUGGCACGGACCUCACGCUGUUAUUUUUAGUCUGCCCUCAUGUCCAGUUAUGAUUUUCUCCCGUGAGGAGGAGACAUGAAAUGUUUUUCAGAAGGCUUAUUUUGUCGAGCCGUGCUGCAUAUCCAGGCUGCAGCUGGCCUCUGUGUCAAACUCUGCUUAGACCUUGACUUCCUCACCUACUGCCCUAGUUGCCUUGGCAAACACGCCUGGACUGUGACCAGCCAGAAUCAGCAUGACUUGCACAAAUGAAAGGCCGCCAGUAUCAUGGCUCAAAGGGAUACGACACAAUGUAAGCACAGAUCACAUUGGCAAAGAUAGAGGAAAAAGAUUUUGCCCAAAUAGUUAUUUAAUGUCAUUGUUUCCAUUUCCUCUUUUCACUUGAUAACAUUGUGGGAAGUCACAGGCAGCAGGACGUGUUUGUUUCUCUGCAGCUCAGCCAAGAUGAAUGCCGGCCGAGGCCAAAACAGCCACUGGAAACAAAUCCACCAAAGUCCUUCUGCCCUGGGAUCUUUGUUUACACCAUAGUAAGCAUUUUAGAUCAUCAGAAAAAAAACAGAAAUUUAAGUCCCUGUCGACUCUUCCAUAUUUUCUGGACUAUAAGUCGCACCAGACAAAAAAUGCAAACUGAAGAAGACAAGACAUAUACCGUUUUAGAAGUCGUAUUUUUGGAAGGGGGGAUUUAUGUUACAAAAUCCAAGACCAAGAACAGACAUUUCAACUUAAAAGUCAAGUUAUAAUAAAAACAAUAGAAUAGAGAACAAUAGGAUGAAUAGGUGUACGGUAACGUAACACAGUGAUGGUUAUUCAGCCACAUGAAGCAGAAACAACGAACUCAGUAGGAGUCUGGUAUGUUAACGUAACAUAUUAACAGCUAUUCAGAUAACUAUAGUAUAAAAAAAUAUAAAACAAGUUUACCAAACUCUCGAUCUUACUCCAAAUCACUAAAUCUAUUGAAUCCUUUAUCCUCAGUGUCAUUUUUGAACAACUCUGCUAACUCUGGAGGAGGACAAAGUGCCGCUUCCUCUUCUGUGCGGCUGUCAUCAGACUAUAAUUUUAUAUUUUAAUAAAUAUAAGUCGCACCUGAGUAUAAGUCGCAAAUCCAACCAAAUUAGAAAAAAAGUGCAACUCAUAGUCCAGAAAAUACGGUAUUUGAUAUUUAUUAAAACAGUCAAAUUACUGUUUUUGUUCAGGGCCAAGUUGAUGAGACCGGUCCUGUAGUUUUUAGAUCAUGAAGGUCUCCUCCUUUACUUUCGGGUCCUCUGGUUUAAUAAGGUCCAGUUCUUGUGAUUUGAUAAAUGGCCAAACAGCAACACUAUCUGGAUUUUGAGGAAAUUUUCUUCACUUUCACCCUGAUUAUUGUCGAUAUAAACAAGACCCCCACUUUUUAACCCCAGUCUGUUUUUAUUCUAUUUCAAGGCGAGACCCUCGCAGACAUUUGCUGCAUGUUUAAAACAGAAGCUCUCUGAUCCACCGCGGCCACUUCAUAAACAUGUUUACUGCUGUCAAACAAGCUCAGCAAUGAUUUGUUGGUGUUGUUGUACAUGCAGUAUAAUAGCGCUUUAAAGCAUACCGCUUGGUAGCUAUGCACCGCAUAAAUACUGGAUUAAAAUGCGUUUUGAAGGACCCCACAGGGACCGGACUCCUAAUAAUGUAAUGCAACCACUUGAGCGGUGUGAUGACAGCAGGGUAACAGGUGUGUGAUUAACAUGAGUCAACAGUGGGGGGAAAACAAAAGGGUGUUCGAGGAAGCUAUAACCACCUGGAUGUCAGAUUCUUUCAAAUAACAUCAACGUUUAUGAUAAUUUACGAUAAAGCUUUUUCCAAAUAUGAAAAUCUGGAACGUUUGAGCUUUUCGAGUCGGCUAUUCAGUCUCGAGGGUCCCCCUAAAGUAACACUACACUGUGAGUAAAGCCAUGUCGUGCAAAAUGCAGUUUAUGUUGCAAAAUAAUUCCUGGCAGAGAGGAAACAAAACCCCCACGGUCGAGCAUGUCAGCACUUUGCAUCAAGUCGAGCCAAAAUGCAGAACUUUGGACCGUCUGUGGCUUGAAACAACUCUGCAAACUGCUGUCAACUUCACCACAGCGUCAUUUUUUUUGUCGAGAUUUUCUACAUGGACUCGAUCGAUGUUAUCCCUGUAUCUGUCAGCUGUAUCUCCGGUCUUCUGAGGGCACGCGAACACAAACACGCCACGUGUGGACAGAAAAGAGGUUUACGUUGUUUGAUGUUCAGUUAUGCGUUGCGUCAUGUGUAAUGUGACAGAGCCGCUGUGGGCAUGGGUGCUUUCAUAAGGAAGUCGACCGUUGACCUAAAUCUUAAAGCUCUAUAGAAUAAGGGGGGGUUAGAGGAAGUCAUGUGGUCGCGGUCCUCCGAGUGCUGGAGCCGGCUCUGCAUUAUGCCGCAGCCUGUCGUUCCUUCCGCCCACAGAAGCAGCAUGGCAGAGGCUGCGGCGAGCAUGACACCAUUUUCCUGCUUAUUGUGUCAGUCGGGCAGUAAACAGUAAAGAGUUAGUCACAGAGUACGAUCACCCUCAUCCUGCGUGUUAAAGUGUGAGCUGACAUGACGCCUGUCUUAUCCCAAAGCCCCCUCUUUAUCCCUCUGUGUGUAUCUGUUGAUACAGCUUAUACCUCUGUUGGCAUAUUUUGCUGCUGUUUGUUUGACACGGCUGAGUAAAAAUCCAGAGAUAGAGUCGAAUUUGUUCAUCUGCUGCUGAAAUACAUAAAAGAGAAUUACAGUAAAAUACUGCUAAUCUACUCGUCAGUUUGUUUAAUAUAUUGUGUUAUAUAUUCCACUGAAUUAGACCAUCGCAUACUGAACCUCACUGUAACCUUUUUGUAUGUAGUUGUAUUGUGCUGUUGUGCAUCAUCACCAUAUCUAUCAAAGUGGAUCCUAUCAUACUGUAUUGCAUUAUAUUUAACAAUAUCAUAUAUCAUAUACUGUAUUGUAUCAUGAUUCACAAUACCAUAUAGUAUCAUAUGUCGUAUCAAUAUCUUAUGAUAUCGCAACACAUUGUAUAUUAUAGUGUAUGUCGUUAAGUAGGAGAGAAAAUCGAUACUGUAUAGUAAACUACUUUGUUUGUAUCUUAGUACACACUGUUGUUGUGAUCAAGUGGGCUCUGCCCGCUGGAUCUGGAUGCUGCUAGCUAGAUGUGCCGAAGCGGAGUCUGGAACGGACUGCUUAUAUCAGAGUGCUGAUAUCGGAGAUUUUAGAUGCAGGACGAUAUGAUCCGAUAUUUGUUUUUUGGCUGAUAUCGGACCAAUAUCCGAUAUCAAUAUUGUGUCGGGACAGUCCUAAUUGUAUCAUAUAUCAGAAAAUACCAUAUAUUGUAUAAUAUAUCAUAUCGUAUCAUAUUGUAUACUCUAUCCUUUGAUGUAAUGUAUCUUAUCGUAUCAUAUCAUGUAUUAUUUCAUAUAUCGCCACCUACUGUAGUGGAGGUGAACAUGCCCCUGUCAGUAAUUCGGUUCUUGCCUGGUUCUUGUGAACUGGGACACAAACAGAAGUCCAGUUUUAUCGUGUGUAUGUUGUGGUAGUUUAAGGUUGUGCCAUGGUUUAUAGUCGUACUUCUGUGUGUCUUUGUAUCACUGAACAUAAUCUGUGGUCAGUGACUCAUUCACCACAGCGACAUAUUCAACAGUUUUUGAUUGAACCCAGAUUAGAUUUCAUUCUAACUUUUAGCCCGUGUGUUUAUCUCUGUUUACGAUGCUGUGACUGUGUGAGCAGAAGAUGGACGUGAUCCAAGUGGGCCUUUAAGAAAGAGCUCUUCUGUUUUUGACUGUUUGCAGCUGUAGAGCCGAAGACGGGGAGGAUUUAUGGUGGGCGGAGCAUGGACUCAAACUAAUUUUGCAUCUAGAAACACAUUUAAUAAGGGAUUAUGUAAGUGAUGAUAUAAGCUGGUGUGUGAUGUAGAGCGUUUCGAAUCUGCCUCUUUGCACAGAGCAACCCCGGGAAUCGACUCGUGCCUCAUUCUGGCGACUUCCUCAGUAUAUGCUCAGUCUCUCUGCUGAUACUUGUUGUGGUGGUCGAUCCUUUACUCUGGCAUCAAGAGAGUAUCGGUGACUGAUCCAAUUAGACAGCGAGUUCACUUGGCUUACACAAAGGCUCCAUGGAUUGAUUCAGUCACACUAACUGGACACUGAUGUUUUCUGCACAAACAGACCAACAACUGUCUGUUCCUCUCUGCUGCUGUAAACAACAUUUCUCAAACAUCAUGAUUAGAAAGAUUACUGAUGCAGAUCUUUCAAAAUGCGUGUCUUAAGAAACAGCGAGAUAUCACAAACUAAAAUGAUUUUAACUUGCAAAACGUGGACAAAAAUUAGGUCAUAUUCUCUGCACCUUAAGGGAUUUCAGAUCUGUUUUCAUGCAGGUUAUAUAUCACAUCAUGCAAAACAUGUAAAUCCACAUCCUGCAGAGAGGCAGUCCCAAUGGGGUUGCAGGAGAUCAUUGCAGUUGCAUGACAUAAAAAAGGCGUGUUUAACAUUUUGUUGCAAUUUCUUCUCUUAAAGUUUGGGGACCAAAGAGACCAGUUUUUUUUUUCAGGGAAGUGAAACAUGUCCCAUUUUUGCCUAAUACAGAAUUUUAGCUGCUCAAUAGUUCAGGAUUCUACUUAUGUUUACUACCUGCAAAAUGUUGUCACAGGGUGUCAAGUUUGGUCUGCAGACAGUCCAGUUUCUCAGGAGGACUCUGGCUGAAAUAUGAAGGUCUUCCCUGAAGAAGUCAUUGUCCUGAUGGCAGCAGAUGUUGCUCUUCAACCUGUAGAUAUUGUUCUGAAAACAACAAUCUGAGUGCCUCUCUCCUAAGAGCCGAUGACUCUGUUUCCAGGAUUUCCAAGAAGAAUGUCUCUUGUCGGACCUCGGGGCAGUUUUCCUCUUGGGCUCGGGCCUCCAAGCUUUUCUGGAUUGUUUUUUAACUAUAUCUGGUUUUCCUCUUUGUAGUUUUAUCCUUCAUUUCAGCAGCAAUCAUUUCAGCAGCAGUUGGUGUUAAACUGUGUUGACAGUAGGGCUGGGCAAUAAACCAAGAAUUUACUGAUACAGAAAUUUACGACGUCAUUUUGCCCAUAUCUACGACGGAGUAUUAGGGCCACAUUAAGAAGAAGAAAAAAUUAAGACCUCGGAAUUACUGACGAGAAUAAAGUCAUUACCAAAUCAUUAUUUACGAGAAUAAAGUCAUAAUAAAUUCAUUACUCAUGAGAAUAAAGUCUUAAUUAAAUCAUUACUGACAAGAAUAAUGUUGUAGUAAAAUCAUUAUUUAUGUGAAUAAAAUUGUAGUAAAAUCAUUAUUUACGUCAGAGACGUGACUCCACCCCAUCCAGUCUGUAACAAAGAGGUAAAGACAGGUGAGGAGAUGGAGGACGGUUCAAAAGUUGGAGCGGCUGAAGUAGACGAGUUAAUUUUGGAGGGGGUGAGCAGCUUGUGGAGAAGUUAUCGUCCAUUUAUCGUAAUUGAAGUGAACUGAUCAAUAUAUCAUAAUAUUGAUUUGAGGUCAUAUCACCCAGCCCUAGGACAGUUGAUGGUUUUGGAAGUGAUUCUGAGUCUUUGCAGUGAAUUCCACUUCAGAUCCAUGUCUGUUCUGAAUGCAGUCCUGAAGAUCGCAGCCAUCUUUAGUUAGUUCUGAUCAUUUCCCGUUAUAGAGUUUCCACCUACGUCAGUCUGUGUUUAUCAGUCCGUUGAAAAAGGAUAUUGGUAGAUCAGCGGUCCGAUAGGUGCGCUCUGGCUCUGUCAAACAUGUCUGCUUAUCCUCUGAUUUAUUAAAGAGUAAUAGCAGGUCCACUUAUGUGAGAGGAACACUGAGUUCAUCGCAGAUAAAGCUUAAAGCUGUCGGAGGGUUCAGCGUGUGCGGUUAUCUUUUGUUUGUCCGUGUCGGAGAGCGGCAGAGUGUGCUAAAAUCUACAAGGCCGUCGACUUUACACCCCUCCCUUUCAGAGUAUUUACGUAAUGAUAGCAGAGACUGUACUUGUGUUUCCGCUGUAGCAUGUAGAGGGUGAAGGAGAGCGCCAUGGCUGUAUACGUCCCUCUAUUGUUCAGGGCCUACAGUAAAGAAGAAAAGCAUAAACUAGGUCAUUACUUUAAACAGGGAUUUCCUCUGAAGGCAGCACCACUGUCUGUCUUACAGAUAAAACAGAGAGCUCUCCAGGCCGGGGGCCCGGACCCUCUCAGUUCCCACACUCCCCUGUCCUAUGAGGUCUCCAUCCUGACUGUUUGUACUCGUGUUUGGAUAAGCAUCAUUUCUGUGAAGUGAGCAGACCCCUCGCAGCUUUUCCUUUCUGCUCCACCCCGGCUCAUGGCUCAGUUUUUAAGUGUGUGAGUGGUGGUGGAAACAUAAGACAGCGUUAUUAACUGCAUUUUUAUUCUUUCUUAUCUUUUGCUUUUACCAAACUUCAGAUUUCUGUACAUUUUCACUCAUAUUUUCAGAACACCUGUUGGCUAAAAAUGAGGUUUUACUCAAAGACUUAACCGUGCAAUCUUUUGAUGUUUGUGCACCAGACCUAAAUGAUUUUACUUGAGAUACUUACUAGGAUCUACAUGAUGGUGUAACCUCAGGGUGUUUUUUUCCAGUGUCUCUGAAGAGCUCGUUACGAUCACUUUGGAAGACUCUCUGUCUGAGCUGUAGCUGGAACUUGAGGCUUCAAGCUGGAAGUCGAUUUUAGUUGCAACUAGUGUAAUGUUAGUGAAUGUGUAAUGAGGAGCCAGAGUAGAGUUGGUGUUCAUGGCUAUCUCAGUCAUUUUUAAAAGGGAUAAUUUUUGGGUUGUUUUGUGUAAAGCUGUGUAAAAGGUAAAACACCCAGGAGGGGUUUUUAAUGUUAUGUCAGUGGGAAAACAGCCGAGACUUGACAUUUAAAAACACUGAAUAGUGCUGAGAUUAGGCUCACCCCCUCCCACAACUUACAACUUUUGAACCGGCCUCCAUCUCCUCACCUGUCCUUCCCUCUUCGUUUGUGACGUAGGACAGCGUCUUAAAGAGACAUGAAACCAUAGCCUACCUAAAAACAUCCAAAACCAACUUUUAGUUAUUUAUUUUUCGACACCGAAUAUAUCGAUAUGGGCAAAAUUACAUAAGUUACUGUCGGAAAUUUCCGUAUCUGUAAAUUUUCAAUUUAUCGCACAGCCCUAGUAGAUCAGAAACACAUGAAAGGAAGAGAUACCGACAAAAAUUUCAUGAAAAAUGUUUUACUAUAAAUAAUAAAGUCAAAAUACAGCAAAAAAACAAACAAACAAACAGCUGUGAUAAAAAAUCAAGCUCUUAUAUUACCAGAAUAAAAAAUAUUGUGAUUUUAAAGAAGUCUUAAUGUUCAUGGAAUAAAGCUGUUGGUAACUAACAUUUACGCUAACUAUUGACUAAAAUCACGGCUUUAUUCUUGUAACAUUAGCACUAAAUUCCCUAAAUAUUUACACCUCUAUUCCUAAAGUUUUCAUAUUGUUUUCUAGAUUAUUUCAGCUUCACUUCGCAAAGAUUGAAAGAGUUAAACUUAAAGAUCUCGAGGAUCGGAGGACUUGUUUUGAUUCGUAGGAGUGAGAGUAAUAAAUUAAAAGAUAAAUCGUUCAAAUUAAAUCAGUCGGUUGAUGUUUUAAUCACCUCCAUUAAAAUGUCACUCACCUCCUCUCCUGUAACCUUAAACCACCUGGAAAUGCAUUCGACUUUCUACUGAAACUUUUAUUAUUUAUGAUUCUGCGGCGGCAGCGAACCUCAGACGACCUUCUGAUUCCUCCCGAGCGUCACAGAAACUCUUGCACGUCUGCAUGUUUGUCUGUCACGUCUCACCGUCAGUGUGAGUUUGAUUUAUUUCAGGUUUGAGUUUCAGCUUUUAAAGACGAACUGAGGAGGAAAACAGAAAAAUAAAGAGCAAGACGAGGUUUGAGUGAAAGAGACGAAUCUGUCUGACACCGACGAUUCCUGCGAGUGUUAUCUCGACCUGGAGUACGAGAGGUCAGACGUGAUUUCUCAGAUACUGAUGAUCAAAAUAAAGUCUCUGCAGGGAAAGAAAACGGAGAUUCAGUUCAUGACUCUGAAAUAGCUCCUCGGUUUUAUUCGUAUCCAUGACGACACGAUGUAAGUAUAAAAUCAAACGCGUCUUUGGCAUCAGUUUAGCGUCUUGUUUGUCAUCUUCCGAGGCCUCAGAGGUCCGGUUUGAUGACCUCUCUUUCCCUCUUCUUUCGCUCUCGGCCUGCAAAUAACAGCCAGCCUCCAGAGCCGUGUCUGAGGAAUGUAAAUAAACGCUACAGCGAGCAAGGUCAACCUGCUAAUGAGGGCCGCCGAGGAACGCGGAAGAAAGAAUGACGGGGAAGAGGAGCAGAAGCUGUCACACGCCGCUCAGACUCCUGGGUAAUUCAGAUCAGGUUAGAUUGAGAUAUCUGACCUGCGGAGAUUGGAGUACAGAGGGAAUAUUCACGAGUGAAAAAAGCGCGCCGACUGUAACUGUUGCAUUUCUGCGAAUUUGAUCCAAAAGAAGUCCACUGACAGCGCUCUCAUGACCAGAUCACAUGAAACUCAAACUGGAGUUGUAUUAUAAUUCACACAAGUUUGACAUUUGCUCAAAGCAGCUGAUGUGUAUAACUCUUGUGUUUGCAUCUUCAGCGGUUAGACAUGCCGUCAGAGUUUUAAGAAGUUUUAGGAGAGCUGCUUGUUGAGUUUGGCGAGCCGAUGAACCCUUUACUCUAAAAGCAGUUCAUAACAACUUUGACUAAAGACAGAGACUCAAAGCUACUCUGAUAAUCUCAUAUUUUAUGGUUUUGGUGCGCAAGAGUCUUGUUGCAUUAGCUGUUUUGGCCUCUACAUGUCCAAUAGGUAAUCAAUAAGCGCACAGCUCACUUAAGAUUUUGUUUCGGUUUGGAUUCUUUGUCAUUUUGGUAGAUUUUACAGAAAGGAACAAAACUUAUUCUUUAUCUUGUGCUUUUGUACACAUUUCAGGUGUUUGCAUUGUUCAUAAUGGUAAAUAAAGACCCAUGCAUUUGUGUCUAAAUGUAGCACUUACGUUAUCAGUAUUGAAAAAGCAUGAAGGUUUGUUAACAAGCUGAUUGAUCGAUUGAUGCAUGGCCUCAGUCCGACUGAAACUGGCCUGAGCUUCAAGUGUUUGCACGCCGGGCUUUGACUCAGGUGUUCAUUAUUAUAAUUGUGUUACUAUUUUGUGUUUAUUGUAAACAAACCUUGAAGGAUGAUGAAAAGAAGGUUCCUUACAAGUACAGAAAAGCAUGGAAAUAAAUUUGAUCAAUUUCCAGGUCUUAAAAAGUAUGGAAAAAUAUGUAUGUCUCCAGACUAUUACCACAGUUCUAAAAUACUAUUUUCUGAAAUAGAAAAGUAGGUUUGGUCAGUAAGGAAAAGUAUGGAAAUUCUAACUGUGUAGGAACCCUGUAAAAAAAGACAAAACUCUAAAAAGUGACGUUGUGUUUAUAUCAUACUGACAUAAGUCCUGUUAGCCUCUUGCUAACCCAGUUUGUUGAUUGUUCUGGUACAGAGUCGGUCGACCAGGAGUUGAAAGGGGACGUUUUGUGGACGUGCCUCUGCUAAUAAUUUGAUUCAUUCCCGGCGCUCGUAAACCGGGACAGGGACAGUAAUCCAGUUAGAUCACCUAACUGUGCUGUAACAGUGGCUCUACUUAACGGUGAAUAUAUACAUACCGACUGAAAAUAACCUUCAGUCUGUUAUGUGGAUGAGAGGUUUGGUCUGUUUUUCAGUGACGCACACACAUGGCAUCUAAAGACAGUCCACCUUUGAAUAUUCUGCUCUGUGACACUUUUUCUUUUUUGUGCGUUUGAACGCGGUUUAAAGUCUCUGCUGUUUUGAUUUCUCAAAGUUGUAAUGGUUCAGGUGCCUUAAAACUUCAUAAAAGGAUCUUUCAUUUGUCAACAUUUUUUUUUUUUAAGUCACGGCAUGCAGGCUGUGAAAUCUAAACCUGCAAAAAACAACAAAAACUGUUGGUAUAUGAUUCUUAUUUUAAACUUAAACCCUCUUUAAGCUUCCCUAAAUUGAUGCAAAUGUUAAAUAGAAUAGAAAUCAACUUUAUUGUCAUUGCAUAUGUCACAAGUACAGAGCAACGAAAUGCAGUUUGCAUCCAUCCAGAAGUGCUUAGCAAGUAUAAAUGUAUUAACAAAUGUACACGGUAUGAAAGAAUAUAUACAUGAGUAUGUCACGGGAUAUUAAGUAUGUACAGGCUAACUAGUGUACAGGCUAUGAUCAGAUUAUACAUUUGGUUAUAAAUAUGAAGGUAUAAACAGACUAUGAAUAUAAUCAUAUGACAGAUAAAUUAAACAGUAAUGCAAUAUUGUAUGUAUGUUGGUCUACGGAUAUAAAGUGUAGAUAAUUGUAAUGUACUUUGGUAACGUGAAGUCGGUAAGAAGAAAAAUGGUAGAAAUUGCACUGAAGCGCACUCAAAAACUGCUGACUCAGCACUUUUCACUCGUCUUCCCGUCAUCCGCUCAGGUGUCAGCAGCCGGUAAUCUGUCCUGUAAACUUAAUCGAGUUAAACUCUCGUCUGGUCUGAGUUAAUGAGAGGUAGAUCUGCCAUGUCCCAGUGUUCCCUGAAUGCCUCAGCCCUCUCACCUUCAGUCAGACCCCCCCACCAUGCACACACACACACUCCUCACACAUCUGAAUCUUCAUACACACACACACACACUUCCUAGCAGAGGCUGUUUACUCAUCUCCAGUCUUUGCAGCAUGAGCCGAGCAGUUAAGGGUGGGAGGGGUGACAGCGCUGAGGAUCAGCCAACCUUCCUCACGCUCUGCACGUAGCACGACCAUUAAAAUACUGCUCCCUCUGGAGGGAGGCCAGGAGUCAAAGUUUACGGCAGUUCACUCCUCUCUUCUUCUUCUUCUUCUGCUGCUGCAGCCCCACCCCUCUCUCUGCUCCUCUUCCUCUUUCUGUCUGACUCCAUUUGACACCCACUGAAAGUCUUACAGGAAGCUCUUUUGUCAGUCUGCAUGCCCCUCACCCACAUGUAGAUCGAUAAAACACUUUAUCCGUGCGUGCAGCCGAAUCAGGACCCCCCUCUGUCUCCCAACCUUCCAUCUUCACAUCUGACUUUUGUUGUUUUUCGGCUUUGAAGGCCCUGAUCCCGUGCAUUCCAGUGGUAACCUGCAUCGCUGGAAAGAUGGGAGCACAAUGCGGACUGACGCAGGUGUCUGCCGUCAGAGGGGAAGGAGAGUACAGCUUAGACGUAUGUGAGAUGCAGAUGAAUUUUGUUUUCGUCUCUCUGCGCACGGUUAAUGUCUCACCAGGCUGCAAGUCCGUCAACUCUGAAUCAUGUGCAGGAUCAACUCGUUAAAUCAGUUAGUCUAUAGAAAUCUUGAACAUGAAGUGCUGUGCAUGAAUAUUUGACAUGCAUGUGUUAUUGUUUGGCUGAUACUGAUGAGUGUAGAGAUAGCCUGAAGAUGUCUGUGUUUGUCAGUGAACCGUAGCGCUCCUCUGAGUACAAUAAAGUCUUUCUCACUGGGCCUCAGAAAUUUAUAAUCCUCUGAAAAACAGUAACUGAACAGAUUUUUGUUUACUGAAGCGUGUCUGUCUAACUGGAUGGUAUACAUUUUUUAAAAAGCCAUAUGUGCUUCAACUGAAAGGAACCAUGAGUUGCUUCUUUACUUCCUUUUACGAGCUCUGGCUUCAUCUGACCCGAUGCUGUGAAGUCAAAGCAGCUACUGCUUCUUCAGUUUCCUUCAAGACAUCCGAUAGAGAGAAGUUUCUGAACCACACUGCCUCUCAACAGGGGUUCCUCAAGGGUCAGUUCUUGGUCCCCUGAUUUUCUGAUUGCGCUCCAUCUCAGUACAAUAAUCUGAUUUCAUGGAUUCUCCUAUCACUGUUAUGCAGAUGAUACUCAGCUCUUCACCACCUACAGUUCAUCCCGUCCAAAACUGAGCCUCUUGUCAUUCCAGCCUUCCCCUCUCUCCAGCCACAGUAUCCAGUUUGGAUCAAAUGGAAUCUGGUUCUCAUGAUCGAUGACUAUCUAACCUUUAAAGUUCAUGUCAAACGGAAUCUGGUUCUCAUGAUCGAUGACCAUCUAACCUUUAAAGUUCAUGUCGCCUCAGUUGCUCGGAUCAGAUUACCCUCUAUAACAGCAGGAUGAUCAGACAGAGUUCACACAACACAGCUUUUGCAUUGACUACUGCAACUCCUUACUAGCGGGUCUCCCUGCUGCACAGUCGAACCUCUGCAGAUGAUCCAAAACGCAAUAAAAACUGAAACUUACAAUAUAGUUAUCGUCCUCUGACAGUAUAAAAAACAUCCACAUGGAUGACACAAUUUUUAAAACCACUAUCAUAGAUCAGUGUCUCUAGAUCGUGCAUCAGACAGAUGUCUUAUUGGGGAGGCAGUUUUGUUUGCAAAUCAAGCAGCAAAAAGCCAAAGUUGAUGACAGUUCAGGGCUCGGCAGUGGAACCGUUUCACUCGCAUUUGCACUUAAAAAUAGAUGAGGGUGAAUUGUAAAAGUAUUUAGGGUCACAUGUGCGCAUAAAAAAAUCAGGCGAGGCAACAAGUGUUUUUUCAGAUUCAGAUUCAGACAACUUUAUUUAUGCCCUAAGGGCAAUUCCGUUCACAGUUACCCUGCCGUUUGAUCCAUCCAAAUCAGCAGACAAACAAACCAGACAAGUGCAAGACAUUAAUAGCAGCCAGUAGACAACCACAUCCCCUUGUCAGUUCUCACAGAUCAGCAGGAUCAGCAAUAAAUAGCUAAAAUAGGAAAAUAAGCAGUCAAGUCCCACAGAGCAAUGGUUAAAAUACAACAAGAUCCACAAGUAUGAGACACAAGAUAGGAAAAAAUAAAACACUCCUGAAGCUCCAGUUCAGCACAAGCCACAUAUGACCAUCAGCCUACUUCCUGGCAGUAACUUCCCCAGUGAAGUUAGUUUUAGGUUGGAUAUCCAAUAGAUAUUUCCUGCGGAUCUACAGGUGUCUUCUCACUCUCCGUAACCAGGAAUAGCAACAAAUAGCAACAACAGUGCGGUUAAAUCUACUCGGCACCCUCGCUGUCAACAUCAGGUGUUGAAGAAGGGACCGUCAAUAAACUACCUGGCUGUUUUCCUUCAAUAGCUUCCAUGUCAUGUGACCAAUUGACCUAAAUUUGAUUUCAAAUAAUAGUACUAAGGUCGGACAAUAAGACAAACAUUAUUUGAUCAAUUUUCAUUGUGCCCCUGAAGUUCUUUGUUCGCUCCUUACUUUUUCAACCUGGGAGUGUCAAACCCUGCAGUAACAAUGAUGUAAAGCGCUGUAUUAUUUCUGCAGUCAGGAGACAGAAAGUCUUGCAGUGUUUGCAUGAAGGGUUAGAUGUGUAUGAAGUAAAAUUAAAAUGUGAGUGAUGCAGGUGGUUUUAGUUUUUCACUUUCUCUGAACUUACAAGAUGUAGAGAACAUAUGCUCAUAGAAAGAAAGUUUGAUACGACUGAAAAAGAAGCUGAAAAUUUGCAGAUUUGUUCACAGGACAUCCUAAUCUUUCUUAAAAAUAAAGAAAUACAGACAGUAAGGACAUGCCUGAUAUUUGAGCUGCCUUUUUGUAAAUAAAACACAAAAAAACCCCCCCGAAGAACUCUGUAUCAGCUCUCCAAAAAUUCAACAAUCAUAAGUCUGACCUUGUUUGAGAGGCACGGGCCCGACUGCAGGAGUUUAGUCUGCUGUGGGUGUUUAUAAUAAUGUUGCUAUGGUUUAUGUUGAUCCAAGCGCAGGGAAGAAUGUGGAGGAACUGGCCUUUUGUUCGUCAUAUCACAGCUUAGACACGGCGCAUGAGGGCUGAAUCUGCCCUCUGCGUGUGCGCACGUUCACUUCUCGCCUCAGCUGCUCUCUUGAUAAACACCCAGAGCCACAGGAGAGUUAUUAAGCGCUAAAAGUCUUAUUUGAUCUGCAGGCUGGGGUGUGAGAAGAGAGAGUUGUUUUUCCCCUUUUAGCUUCUUCUUCUGUCUCUGUGACACUUUUACCGGCAGAGUGCGAGUCACCACUUGUGUGUGUCUUUUUCCUGGGGGACUUUCUGCCCUGUGUUCGCCCGCUGUUCACUCCAAGAGGUUUACAAGAGCUCAUAGGGGUUCACUGCCAACACCCAAGCAGAUCAUGAGAAACUUAAUAGAGCAGGAAGAGGAGAGGGGAAGCUGACGUGUGGCGUGAUAUCUCCGGUUUAUUUUCUCGCUAGUUUAAAGUUUAUAAUGAGGCGGCUGUUGUGAGGGGGACGCUGUUUGAGUCCUUGUGGGUGCAGGUGAGGCGAGGACAAAGGGAGACACCCAAACUGUCUGCAGGGCGACAGACGUGCAGCCUCGGAUUGACAUCUGCUUAAAAACUUCAGAUUUUACUUGAUUGUAAGGCUGUAAUCAACCAUAGAUGUUCAGACUUUGACAGCAAACCCUUCUGCGGCGGGGGACGACAAGGUUUGGGGCUCGUUGGGCUGAAAAGAUUCUGAUAUCAACACAAGAAGGCAAUUAAACACAAAAGGCAAGUUGAAACGUCAAAAAUAGAAAUAGAUAUUCAGCAAACCACCUGACGAUGAUUGGCGCAGAUGCUCUUCAAUCUUCCUGUCUCCAGUCAGUUGAAUCCAAAAUGGUGAAAACAAGGGGGGGCUGUUCUGAGACAGGCUGUUACCUGUGAAAUGGGAGUGCUCAGAAAACACCCCCAUUAGCACUUGGUGCGUUCCUCCUGAUGAAAUUAACCAUAGACUGUAAAUUAACUUAGUUAAAAAAUCAGGUCGACCAAUGAGAAUUUUUGUUGACUCAGCACAUAUCGACCAAUAAGUCGACCGACUAGGACUGUACAGCCCUACUUAAUUGAAUUUAAUUGUUUGUCAUUUUUGUACCUGUGUCGUCUCAGCCCACUUCAGGCCUUUUUUCCCCUCUCAACCAGUCCACUAGCCCAUACAGUAUUGUUGUUUGUUUUCUUCAAUUUGCUGGAUGUCUUUGGUAUUUUAAUUUGAUUAUUGCCUGUUGUAAUUAGAGGCAAACUGUGAUGACAUACAGUUUAGGGCUGAGCGAUAAACCAAAAGUUAAUCGAUACCAAAAUUUACGACAGUAAUCAACGUCAUUUUGCCCAUAUCGAUAUAUUCAGUGUAAAAAAAAUAAAAUAAAUCAAAGUUGGUUUUGGAUGUGUGUAGGUAGGUUAUGGUGUCAUGUCCCUGUCCUACGUCAGAAACGUGACUCCACCCCAUCCAGUCUGUAACAAAGAGGGAAAGACAGGUGAGGAGAUGGAGGACGGUUCAAAAGUUGUAGCGGAUGAAGUAGACGAAGUUAAUGUGGGAGGGGGUGAGCAGCUUGUGGAGUAGUUAUCGUCCAUUUAUCGUUAUCAAGGUGAACUGAUCAAUAUAUAUUGUGACAUUAUGUGUGGAUGUGAGGAUGUGAGGACUCGGGCGCCCUGAGAGUGGCAGCAAGUCACAGCAGCUCCUCAACGACUUCACGUUUUUGCGUUCUUAUUGUUGUUUUUUUGCACCUUUUUAUCUUUCUCUUCAUUCAGCAGUGUCGUGUCUGCAUAUUCCAGCCAUGGAUGUGCAGUUCAUGACUCUAGCACUUUGUUUUCUUUUAUUUUUCGGAGUUUUUAAGUCCGCGACCGGCGACCCAUUCAGCGGCCGCAUUGUUUACAGCCGUGAACAGCUGUUGGCGCUGCGCCAAGCCCGGCCACCUUCGUGGGAGAGACCGGACAUCCCCGCUAAGCUCCGCAGGAGAAGGAGAGGAUGCAGGGCUGGAGUUCAGCAUCGAGCAAAGCGGAGGCGUUACAAACCAACUGUCCCGUCCAUCAUCAUGGGAAACGUGAGGUCUCUCCCCAACAAGAUGGAAGAGCUCACAGCGCUAACUCGGCUGCAGUGGGAGUAUAGGGAAUGUAGCCUCAUGAUGUUCACGGAGUCAUGGCUGAACGAACUCACUCCGGACCCGCUCGUAACUUUGGACGGAUUUCACCUCGUCAGAGCGGACCGGAGCGUGAGGGAGAGUGGUAAGAAGAAAGGAGGCGGGAUAGCGGUGUAUGUGAAUGAGAGAUGGUGUAAUGCUGGGCACGUCAGUGUUAAAGAGCAGCUCUGCUCUAAGGACAUUGAGCUGCUGGCUGUGAGUUUGCGGCCUUAUUACCUGCCGAGGGAAUUUUCGCACGUCAUCGCGUUAACUGUUUACAUCCCCCCCUCGGCUGAGGCUGCUGCUGCAGCCUGUGAACUCCUCCAUAAUGAAGUGUCCAAGCUACAGACAUCCCACCCUCAGUCUCUGAUCAUCAUCUCUGGAGACUUUAAUCAUGCAUCGCUGUCCUCCACUCUCCCUACCUUCAGCCAGUAUGUAAACUGCCCAACAAGAGACAAUAAAACUCUGGACUUACUGUAUGCAAACACCAAGGAUGCAUACACCUCCUCCCCGCUUCCCCCGCUGGGCCGCUCAGAUCACAACCUGGUGAGACUGCAGCCCAUUUACAUACCUAUGGUGAAGAAACAACCCCCCACCAUCAGGUAUGUUAAGAGGUGGUCUGAGGAGGCCACUGAGGCGCUGCAGGACUGUUUUGAGACCACAGACUGGGAUGUACUGUGCGGCCCACAUGGUGAUGACAUCGACACCAUGACUGACUGCAUCACGGACUAUAUUAACUUCUGUGUUGAGAACACCGUACCCACCAGGAAAGUACGGUGUUUCUCCAACAGCAAACCCUGGGUGACCCCGGAACUGAAAGUCCUCCUGAAGGAGAAGAGGAGGGUCUUUAAAUCUGGGGACAAGGAGGAGCUGAGGAGGGUGCAGAAGGAGUUGAAGAAGAAGAUCAGAGAGGGAAAGGCCAGCUACAAGACCAAGAUGGAAAACCUUUUGCAACAGAACAACGCAAGGGAGGUCUGGAGAGGCCUAAAAUCCAUCUCAGGUCAUAGCAGGGGCCAUGAGAGGGGAUCUGAAGCAGGAGACAGGGAGUGGGCCAACGAGCUGAAUCUGUUCUUCAAUAGAUUUGACUCUACUCCCACUCCUCCCCCGACUCAUCUAACCAACGACCCGUCUGCUGCUCCUCCUUCUUCUUAUUCUUAUUCACACCACCUCAGUCCCAUGGCACCGACACCAUCAACCCCCCUCCACUCAUCCUCCACCACCCCCUCCAGCACCACCCCCAGCCUCUCCAUAACAGCUGACCAGGUGAGAAGUGAGCUGAGGAAGAUGAAGCCAAGGAAAGCCACGGGUCCUGACGGCAUCAGCCCCAGACUCCUGAAAGACUGUGCAGACCAGCUCUGUGAGGUGCUACGGCACAUUUUCAGCUUGAGCCUGAGUCUGGAGAGGGUCCCAACACUGUGGAAGACUUCCUGCGUGAUUCCUGUCCCCAAGACAGCGCACCCUAGGGAGCCCAACCACUUCAGACCUGUGGCCCUCACUUCUCACCUGAUGAAGACUCUGGAGAGGAUCGUGCUGAGGAACCUCCGCCCCCUGGUGAGCUCUCAUCUGGAUCCUCUGCAGUUUGCGUACCAGCCGAACAUCGGGGUGGAUGACGCAGUCAUCUACCUGCUGCAGAGGUCCAUGGCUCACCUGGAGAACACUGGCAGCACUGUGAGGGUCAUGUUUUUUGACUUCUCCAGUGCGUUCAACACCAUCCAGCCUUCACUGCUCAGGGGGAAGCUCGAGCGGGCGGGAGUGGACUGUCACCUAGCCGCAUGGACCGUGGACUACCUCACCGACAGACCACAGUUUGUGAGGCUUCAGAACUGUGUAUCGGACAUGGUGGUCUGCAGCACGGGGGCUCCACAGGGGACAGUGCUCUCCCCUUCCUCUUCACCCUGUACACCUCAGACUUCAGCUACAACUCUGGGAGCUGUCACCUCCAGAAGUUCUCUGAUGACACAGCCAUCGUCGGAUGUGUAUCGUCAGGGGACGAGCGGGAAUACAGGACUGUCAUCACUGACUUUGUCAACUGGUGUGGCACAAACCACCUCCAGCUCAACGCCAGUAAGACAAAGGAGAUGGUUGUGGAUUUCCGCAGGAGGGGGACACCUCAAACAGUUCCAGUGAACAUACAGGGUCUGGACAUCGAGAUGGUGGAGUCCUACAGAUUCCUGGGUGUCCACCUCAACAACAAACUGGACUGGUCAACAAACACAGACGUUCUGUACAAGAAGGGCCAAAGUCGUCUCCACCUGCUGAGGAGACUGAGGUCCUUUGGAGUGUGCAGGACUCUGCUCAGGACUUUCUAUGACUCUGUGGUAGCAUCUGCACUUUUCUAUGCAGUGGUCUGCUGGGGGGCAGGGAGCACCGAGAGGGACAGGAAGAGACUGAAUAGACUGGUCAGGAGGGCCGGUUCUGUCCUGGACUGCUCUUUGGACUCCCUGGAGGAGGUGGGUGAGAGGAGGAUGUUAACAAAGCUUAUAUCCAUCAUGGACAAUCCCUCUCACCCACUGCACCAGACUGUGGGGGCUUUAGGCAGCUCCUUCAGCAGCAGACUGAGACUCCCACCCUGCAGGACGGAGCGCUACCGCAGAUCAUUCCUCCCCUCUGCAAUAAGACUUUACAAUGAACAGUAACAAAACUGGAUUUACACCACCACUUUUUUUAUGGCAUUUAAAUUGUGUAUAUUGCAGAAAGCUUUAUUUUUUCUUCUCCCUUUUCUCUUUUCAAAUUUUUUUUUUUCUUAAUUAUUACAUUUAUUAAGUUCUUAAUAUUAGGACCCUUAUUGUUAUUACUGCAUUUUGCACUUUCUGUCUUGUCUGUGAUGCUGCUGUGACAAAAAAAUUUCCCCCAUGGGGGAUCAAUAAAGGAAUAUUCUAUUCUAUUCUAUUCUAUUAAUUUGAGGCCAUAUCGCCCAGCCCUAAUACAGUUAUUACCUGGCUUUCUUGCUUCUUGCUUCUACCCCUCGCACCAGUUUUUUUAAUAUUCAAAAUGAUGGUAAACAAAUGGUCUGUUUUGUCACUGAUGGGCUUGUUUACUUUUGAAUAAAAUGCAAAAGCAUCAAUAUGAGUUUCAUCAAAGUCAAAAAACUUCUCAUAGUAGCUUUAAAUACUUGAUUCUGAUUGGUUCAGACCUUUUAAUGAGGUACAAAGAAGAGAGCUGUUAAACAUCCACCUGUAACUUUUACUUUUUUUAUCGCCCUUUCUCCAGGCUAUGGUGGCUUGUUACCCUGGAAACGGGACAGGAUAUGUUCGCCAUGUGGACAACCCUAAUGGUGAUGGCCGCUGUGUGACGUGCAUAUAUUACCUGAAUAAAGAUUGGACCGCCAAGGUGAGUGACAGAUGUGCGGAUGAUCAUUUAAACUUCUCUCACAGUUCUGUUUCUUGUGUCUGGAGCUGAUCAGUGCGGUUUUUUAUAAUCUGGUUUUCACGUCGUUAAGUGUGUUGUCAAUGAUGGAAGUUAACGUGCCGGUACACGCUGUUCGGGCCACUUUCCCUCUUUAUAAUCUCAUUAAAAAAAAAAGAUCCUGCUAAUCCAGACACACCCAGUCAGGCAGGAGAGAGCCCCCAUGUUGCCUCAUAGACAGUCAGGUUAAAAGUGGUGGGGUGGUCAUCCUUAAACUAUGACUCAGUAAGUUGAACAAGUUUUAAAUCAUCUUCAAACUUCGAUAAACUUGGAAAAACUCCAUGGUGAAAUAUUUGUACGCUGACAAAUCCAAUAAGAGUUUGUUUUCCUCAGACUUUAUGAUCCUGUUAGGCGGACUUACGGCUCGAAGCAAACUCUAACCGCAGUUAAGAAGUUGGAAACUCCCACCAUACAUGAGCAUUUCUUCAAAAUAACUUUAUACUGCUCCUCUGAAAGUCACUAAAUCUGAAUAGUUUCCACUGGGACACCUUCAAGGCUCUUAUUUCUGUCCCAGCCGAGUAAAACACAAUGAAAGCUGAAUUGUAAAAACGUUGAGGAUCUCACUCAUAAACAGGAAACAUCUCACCAGGAAACAAGCACACCCGUACAGACUGAAACAGAAACCCUGAGGUGUAAAAACGUCUCCUCUGAGGAGGUACAAGACAACAGAGUCAGACACAGAGAUCGUCUCCAGACUUCCUCACAUACUUGACCUCCAGACCUGAAUAUGACAUUACGUAAUAACAGGAAACUCUGUUUUAGCUCUGGAUGAUGGUUGAGAGGAGGACAUGCAUUAGUGCGUGUUUAUGUUAUGAGUUUUACUGGACCUACGAUGAUAAAGUAACAGUUGACAGCCAAUUUGUUGCAAUAUGAAAAGAUUAACUGCUUAUUUAUUAUGUAUUUAUGAUGAGUGAUUCACUGUUGCAUCUUCUUGUCUGUGGCUGCAUUACUUUCCUUUUAUAACUGACCUUUGAGAGGCAAAGUACAUGAUUCGUGUUGCUCUGACAACAUGCAGAUGUCAGCAAUGGUUCUUAAUUUUUUCAGCAUUUGCUCUCAAAAUAUAAAAAAGCCAAACACCAUCAUUUUCCUAUUUCUUACUGAGGCCUUUAUGGUGAAUUUACAGGAAGCAUGUAGGCUGCAGUUCAGAUCUAGAGCGCCUUCAAAAUGCUUUUCAAAGCAAAAGCCCAAUCUGUUUUUUCUAUGGAGGCACUCCGAUUGUUUUCACUUCAUGCUUUUAUUUAGAAAUUGUGUCCAGGUUAGUCAUUAGGUAGAUUGUACUUCUCCUCGUUUGCAUCCAUCUCUGGGACCCUCUCACCGCUCAGCUGGUGUAAAAAUGCACCUGAUUGAGACCAUUUCUUACAAAAACUAACCCUCUUCACCUCUAAAAUGUUCAAAAACAUUCCCUGAUAUGAAAAAAGUAAAAGUUUAUGGAUCAGAUGUAGAUAGACAUAAACUAGUAUGAUCUCACCUCUCUCUCUCUCUCUCAGGGGGUGUCAGUGUGUCUAGAUCUACUCAUUAUUACUAAACAUUUACUGCCUUUUAUAACAAAGUGUCAAACAAACAGUCCAAUAUCCUCCACACAAAGUUUCAAAGAGUUAUAGUUUCAUUAAAAGAUAAAACGAGAAACCUCAAUAUUUUAAUUUUCAGUGUUUAACUGCAGUUCACCAAAGAACCACUAGAGGCAUCCAGAUUUUUAAAAACACCUAAGCAUCUCAUUUAAUUGGUAGAAGAUGCUAAUUACUGAUAUUUUGGGAAUCUUUUGACUUGUGUUUUCAGACCUUUUUGAAUAGAGUCAUGGCUGUUUUUGUGUUUCCUAAAUCUCUUCCCUUUUUAAACUUCUAAUAACGUGAAUCAGCCGAGUCACACUGCAGUCCUGAUAAUCACUGAGCUGUCACAUGAUGUCCAUUGUUGUGUUCAUGCACAGGCUGUAAUUAUUUCAAUGGACCAUGUUAUGGAGCCCAGCUGGACAUGUAAAUUUUCUCAAUCUGCUCUCUGAUUGGCCGUUCAUUAGGCAUGUGAUGUUUGUACAAUGUUGUUGCCUGGUUACCGAGGCUCCAUGAGGGAAUGACAUUGCAGAGGAGCGUUCAGGUCUAUUUGUUUCCAAUGAUUUUUAACGUCCAGAUUUUACUCCAAACCACAGUGAGGCUGUAGCAGACAGAUGUCAGAUUAGAUUUGUUGAAGCUGAUGUUCAGUAUUAGAGCUUUUUUUCAUGUGAUUUCAUCUUUUCUCUGCGUGUAUAUUUAUUAUAAAUACAGGUGACCACUCUGGGUCUGUACAGUAUCAAAUCCAUGAGGGAAAAACUGGUCUUAUCUUGUAUUGAAUUUGCCAGCAACACAUGUCCCACCGUGUUGCAUCAUCUCUUCUCCCAGUAACCGCCAGUAAACAUUAGAGAAAGACGGUUUCUGAGGAUUAGGCCAGUUUCUCAAGGUUUGAAAGUAAAAUCUUGUCCCUUUCUCACCUGAUCUUGACAUUAUCUUGCUAAUAUCUGCAGGGAAAAUGUCAUUGUCUGUAUGGAAGCACCCCUGCUCCUCUAAAACCUCUAUGUAUUUCAGCAUGAAUGGUUUUUGGAAGUGCCCAUGUGUUGGUUUCCAGGACAGAGUCGUGUCUGUUUCUAAAGCGUUGCCACCUGAAGGUUAUUACCACCUAGUCCUGGUUUAUGUCUUUGUCCCUUUUGUAUAGAGAUUUCUCCAGAUUCUCUUAAUCUUUGAAUGAUAUUAUGUAGAUUAAAUCUCCAAGUUAUUAAUUAUUUCACCCUGAGAAACUUUUUAAAAAUUUAUUUGUUCACACAGUCCCUCACAAAGUAGUGACUUUUGUCCCAUCUUUACUCCUGAGAGUCUCAGUUUUUCUAAAGUUGCAAAUUAAUCCCAUUAGUUGGGAGAUGGUCCCUUUUUUUUUUUUGGCAUUUCACAAAUUUUGUUGCUCCAGUAUUUGUUGCUACAUAUUUUUACAUAUCUUUUUAAAUACAACAAAUUUUUCAGUUUAAAAUUUUAACAUGUAAGCCGAGUCACAUAAGUAUCGCAAUUUUUUGUUUUACAAUUUUUAAAUAAUUUUUUUUUGUUCAAAAGUCUUUUUUAUUUUUUCAAAUUUAAGAAUAAUUUUUAAAAAAAUGUGAUGUAUAUUUUUGGGGAAAUAUGGUUCCUGGAAGAAUCAAUCAUAAUCAUUCAGCUGUUUCACUGGUGUCAAAAAUGCAGACUACAAUUAGAGAAAAUUGACAAUAUCAUAGAAUCGCAAUUUAAAUCAAAUAGGCAUCCAAAAAAUCGUCGAAGAAUCGACUCGGAAGAAAAGUAUAUUGUCCCAGCCCUAUUAUCUUUGCACUCGCUUGAUCGUAAAGGAUUUGCAAACCAUUAAAUUCUGUUUUAUUAACAUUUGACAAACACCACUGAGUUGUACUUAUUUUUUUUAUUGGUUAAACAACCUUAAUUAUUAUUUUUUAUUGUUCUGUAAAACUUAAGUAAUCACUGUAUGUCCAACAACAGGCUGUGAGGAAAGUGUUAUGUAAUAAUUUCAGAAAAUUUAAGAGUCAGGCUGUCCUGGAGUGAAAAAACGGUUUUGAGUUUUGUGUCUAACAGGUGCUGGAAAAACUGGAUGGAGCUUUUUUUUUCCAUUUCCGACCCUGUCCAAGUAAAACAAAUAAAAUCUGGCCAAACCUGACACCCCCAUGCCCGCUGAGAGACUUUCCACAAGAGUAAAUCACAUGAUUCACCCACAGAUACCAGGAUGAAUGAUUCCUUUCACAGUACUGUCUUUUAGGUCAGACCUGAAUCUGUGUCACUGUUGUUUUAGCUGUGUCAGUGAUGUCCAGGUUUUAUUAUCACCUGGUUUACUUAGUAUUACUUAUCGCCAUGCUAUGUCUAAUUCUCAUAUCUGAUUGGUCGAAACCCUGUGACAGCAGUGAUUUAAUCUGGAAAGCAUGAGUAACGCCAGCGACAGUGUGAUCACAGACGUCAUGUCAAAUCAUCUGAUGAAGGAAUCUGGAAUAUUUCACUUCUGCCUGUUGACACUGUGGCAAAAUGUUAGCUUCUGUCAGCACUGGUAAACAAAAGAGUAGAAGACUUGAUUACUUUAUUAUAACUUUCUGUUGAGCUUUAUGGUUUUUCAGCAAAAAGGAUAAAAAAGGAAAAAAAGCAGAAACAUAAAAACAACUGAGUGAGACAUCAACCAAAUUGAAGAAAACGAGACACAAAGAUGCCGAUUAUCUGCAGUUCAACUCGAAUUUGAAACUGACAAAGUAAGAAAUGGACAGAAUUUUGCUGAAGUGCCUUGCUAAAUGUUUAGUCAAACUGAAACUUUCAACGUCAUAUACAGGAGUCAACAGUUUACUCAUUUUACUUAGAGUUGCGCCACACCAUCAUGUGAUGUCUAAACAACCAGAUGGUGUUGUGCAAGAAAACAGACCCAGAGGAAAAGACAUGCCAGCAGCAGAGCCGGAGUAGUGAAGUUUUUAAUGAAUUUAUUUAGCAGUUAACUGUAAAAUAAAAGGCCGAUACAGAUAAUCAACCAAAUAUCAGCCACAAUAAUCAGCCGAAGUUUAUAAUCGGUCCAUCCCUGACUUAGUGUUAGAGAGAGAAGGGUUUAAGCCGUCCUCCUACAUGAAGACUUUCGUUGCUUCUAACAAAAGUCAACAGUGUGGGGUUUUCGUGCAACUGUGAAGCUCCUCUGUUUUUAGUAGUUUAGCUCAGUAAAGGUAACGUUUGUACGAAAAAGAAUUAGGGCCACAAGAAGAGAAAAAAAAUUAAUAUGGGGGGAUAAUAUUUUAAUUUAAAUUUCGAGAUUAAAGUCAGAAUUUCAAGAUUGAAGUCGAAAUUUCGAGGUUAAAGUCAAAAUUUAAAAAGUUGAAAUUUCGACUUUAUUCAUGUCGACUUUAAUCUCAAAAAUGUUGAUAUUGUUCACAUUUCGAUUUUUUAAUCUCGAAAUUUCGACUUAAAUCUCCUUCCUGUAAUUUUUUUCUCUUGAUCACAAGCAUCACAAGAUAAUGAGAAAACAAAGUCAGCAAUGUGCAGUUUUUGUGCAGCUGCAAAGCUCUUUUAAGUAUUUCUGCUUUUUCGAUUUUCUUAUCUACAAAAAAUCUACGAAAAGAGAAUUAGGGCCACAAGAAAACAUUAAAAAUGUAUAACAAGAGGGAGAUUUUUUAAAUUUCCAUUUCGAGAUUAAAGUCGAAAUUUUAAAAAGUCAAAAUUUCGACUUUAUUUAUGUCAACUUUAAUCUCAAAAUAGUAGUUUUUCUCAUCUCAAAAUUUCGACAUUAUUCAUGACAUUUCGUCAUUUUGAAGUCUCGAAAUUUCCACUUUAAUCUCCUCUUUUUUUUCCUCUUCAUGUGGCCGUAAUCCUCCUCAGUAGAAAUCAAACGUUGAAGGUCUGUCAGUCAUUUUUUACUUCUACUCAGCCUGAAUUUUUAAGUGCACCACGUGUUCGAGUCGUAGGUGUUGUCUUUGAAAUGAGUCCAGCUCAGCCUGAUGUGGGUCAGAGGGUCACGUCCUGCAGGCGGAGGUUAUCCUGUGUUCACAUUAAGACUUUAUCGCUGUCACUGCCAGGUCUACAUGAAGUCAAACAAAACUUUAAAUCAGCGAUCCUUGAGCGGCUCACAUGUCAGAGCCAAGAAAAGAAAAAAAAUACCCUGUUUCCGCUCUUCUUUGAGCCUAUUGUGCUUUGUUUAGUCACGCCGCCGUUAUUCCCCCUCAUUAAAACAUGUAUAAACUGGACUAUCAAUACUCCUCCGCCAAAGACAGGGUGUGAACCUUUUCUGCUGCCGCUAGUUUGCGUGUGAAGAGAGAGGCCUAUCAUAUCAGCUGUGUGAGAGUUUAAACAGCACACUCGCAGCAAUCUGCUUUUUCACUCUCCAGGUCCUUUAUCCAGCCGGAGCAGUUUUCCUGUCCGUUAUUCUUCCUAUCCCUCCACAGGAAGGCCGCCCCCCGCCGCUGCUUCCGAUCCUGAGCUUUCCUCCUGGACUCGGACAACCCUUUUCCUUAACUUUGUCGUCUUAUGUUGAUAAUUUAGAAGCCCCACAUAUGAGAUAUAACUGAGUGGAUCUCUCAGAUGAAUAAUAAAAGGCAUUAAAGGAGGUGUUUGUCGUUUUAUCUGUUUACCGCUCCUGUUUGUGUUUGCUCUGAAUACCCUCUCAGAUUUUCAACCUCAUGUUGUUUUUUCUUCUUCUUCUCUUCAGGAACACGGAGGACUUCUCCGAAUCUUCCCUGAAGGAAAAGCCCAGUUUGCCGAUAUCGAGCCCAAAUUCGACCGUCUGCUGCUGUUCUGGUCAGACAGACGAAACCCUCACGAGGUUCAGCCCGCCUUCGCCACCAGGUCAGCAUCCUGACGUGUCGGCCCGCACACGCUCAGAAGAUUCAGCCCAACAGAGACUCACAGUCUUGCUUCUGUCUCCGCAGGUAUGCCAUCACGGUGUGGUAUUUUGAUGCAGACGAGCGAGCCAGAGCUAAAGAAAAGUACUUAACGGGUAAGAUUUCCUGUCACUCUUACAGAUCCUGGAAACCAUGAUUCAGAAUAAGAUUACCGGUAGUAUGAUGAAUCACUGUGGUGAGCCUCAAGACAGAGCUGUCCAUUCACCAGUCAAUCUAGUGCUGGGCUAUAGGGCCUCAAAUCAAUAUCACAAUUAAUCGAUGUCAAUGAACGUACUUUUCUUUUUGGUGUUGUCUUUUUCAUCAUAGUUUGCGGCCAAGCUCUCUGUGCCUCCCAGGUGUACACCCAAGAUUAAUCAUAGGAAAGCGUGAUAUCGGCACAAUAUCAGUGUCAGCAGAUAAUGACUCAAAGUUAACCGUUAGUGUCAGCAGAUAUGAAUUAUCGGCUCGAAAGUGACGCAAAAAUACGUCCACGCAGAGACAGCUUAGACAGCCCAGCAUGACUCUGAAAUACACUCAAUACAUGACUGUAAGGUAGGGCUGGGCGAUAUGGCCUCAAAUCAAUAUCACAAUAUAUUGAUCAGUUCACCUCGAUAACGAUAAAUGUACGAUGACUACUCCACAAGCUGCUCACCCCCUCCCACAUUAACUUUGUCUACUUCAGCCGCUACAACUUUUGAACCGUCCUCCAUCUCCUCACCUGUCUUUACCUCUUUGUAUCAUCUUAUAGGGACAUGAGACCAUAGUCUACCUACACACGUCCAAAACCAGCUUUUAUUUAUUUAUUUAUUUGACACCGAAUAUACCGUUAUGGGCAAAAUGACGUUGGUUAUUGUCGUAAAUUUAUGUAUCGGUAAAUUUUCGGUUUAUCGUCCAGCCCUACUUUACAAUAAAGGUGUGUAAUAUCGGCAAAAAUCCAGUAUCUUGCAUCUCUAGCGUCAUUUUGUUUUAAUUUUAAUUUCUGAAGGCCUUAAAUUUAAUAUCCACAAAUAAUAAAAUUCAUUUUAAACAGUCAGUUAGUAAUUUGGAAAAAUUCAUUUUGCGCAUUCAUUGAGCGUUUCCAGAUAUCUGUGACGGCAGCAGUGUCUCUACUCGUGUGCAUGUUUACAUUUUACAGUCAUGUGACACACAGAUACAGAUGCUGCAUGAACGAGACACUUCCUCCGUGCUUUUAAAUGAGGAGCUGCUGUAAAGUGUUUUUCAUGUUUAUGCUCAGAGGUAGAAAAGGAGUGUAUCACUUACAGAUGAUUGCUCCUUCUUCUGUUGGCUCAUGCAUGUACAGGUGCACCAACCUGAUUGUCACAUGCACUGGAGCUGCCAAGGAGAUGUCAAUCAGAGUGUGAAUGACUGCAUUCAAACAGUCUGAACAUGUAAAAUCAGCUGUUUGUUCAAAGAGUUCAAGGUUGUUUUGGAAGGUUCAGACUUCAGUGGAUGUUUCUGACAAACUCAGACCUCAGUUUUUGAUUUAAACUGUCUAAAGGCAGAUCUUCAGGUUCUUAAUUAUCAUGCACCUGUGCUCUGAAAUAUCAUCUCUUGUUCUUCUUUGCAGGUGCAGGAGAAAAAGGAGUAAAAGUUGAACUUGGAAAACCCUCCGACCCGAGCUAAUGGGACGCCUACACCCUCCACAAACAGCCAAUAAGUGCUCUGUCCUCAGAAAGUGGCCUAAAGAGAGCAUGUGUGUGUGAUUUACGUGGCAGAUCAGCAGACUUUUGCUCGAGCGGGUGGAAGAUCCACGCUUCUUGGAGACAAAACAAAUACGCAGUGAUUUCUGUUCAUUUUCAGCUAACGGGGGCGACCCGGCGGACCUUGAAUGUCAUGACGUUGUACUGAAAGGGAUUGUGUGGAUUUUGUUUUCUCCUCUCCGCUUUCUGGUUCCAGCGGACAUCUUCAGAGAGAGGAUCGACAUCUUUUUGCGUUUUGCGUUUUUUCAGUUAAUUCCUUAAAGGUACAGUGUUCUGCAUAUGCUUAAUGUGUUAUGCUUUUCACAUGGAAUCAGCUGUUCUAAGCUACUGUAUGGCAAAAUGUGCUUGAGUUUGCAAUAAUACGAGGAAUGAUUUGAAUUAAAAAACAAAAAACACCCUUUUUCUGAACCCG
Messenger RNA from Xyrichtys novacula (pearly razorfish), 33787 nucleotides. NCBI's taxonomy places the organism in Eukaryota, Metazoa, Chordata, Actinopteri, Labriformes, Labridae. The record is from the annotation of a GenBank genome assembly.